GGAAAGCCUUAGGAGUACAGUGUUCAAAUAUACCAAAUGAAUGUGCUGAUGCCAAUGCUGCCUGUCUGGAUAAAAAGUGCACAUGUGGUUCCAAUCACUACGAUAAUAAUGGUUUUGAUGUGGGUGGAAGCUGUGAAAGUGUAUCUGAACUUACAGUCACUAGCAUAACAUUCCAAUCAGUAACAACUUCAGGAUUUACAGUUUCAUGGACACCUCCUUCAGGGGGAAAAGCAUCUUACAUAAACAAGUAUGAAGUAGAAUGGAGUCUUAAAAUUUCUGAUACUAGUAUGGCAGGGGGGAAUAAUGAGGUUUCUGCCAGUACUACGUCAUUUGAUAUCAGUACUGGUGUAACAGCAGGAAAGGCAUAUGAGGUGAAUCUGAUAUCUGUAAACACUAACACUAGAAAAGAUCAUACUCGGAAAACAUCUAUGACAUUGGAGCAAGCUUCAAGUAAGUUUUAUCUUUUGGAGGAUUGA
Ruditapes philippinarum (Manila clam) is the source of this 476-nucleotide messenger RNA. RefSeq lists its product as uncharacterized. The annotation marks the transcript as partial. The transcript is spliced from 2 exons. The record is from RefSeq and is a predicted model, not a curated record. Lineage: Eukaryota; Metazoa; Mollusca; Bivalvia; Venerida; Veneridae. Gene Ontology annotation, molecular function: protein binding.